UAGUCUACCAUCAUUCUUAAUUUUCAUUGCAAGUAUGAAAUGAUAAACAUUUGAUAUAGAUUUACGUAGUUUUCAUAAUAUUUCCAUGACGGACCCUCUAAAUCGUGGGAAUAAUAUCUCUGGGGAGUUUCAUUACCUGUAAACAUUUAUCAUGACUUCCGGUAUGUUAUCAUCGCUUUCUUUCGCUCUUUUCUGCCGCAACUUGCUCAUGUUGAUUUGACUGACUGCUGGCUGAGUCACAGAGUGAACAUAGUAACGCACGCCUAAAAGUCAAAACAUUUGGUUGCAGUUAAUAUCGAGUUCGAAUCAGCACUGAAAAUAUAAUAAUGGCAGAUCCUCGUAUCAAGCAAAUCAAGAUUAAAACUGGUGUGGUGAAACGGCUCGUUAAGGAAAAAGAGAGCUAUGAGAAAGAAGCAACUCAGAUUGAAGAGAAGAUUGAGAAAAUGAAAGCUGAUGGAAAAGACGAGUAUGAUGUCAAGAAACAGGGUGAAGUUCUUCAAGAAUCCCGGUCGAUGGUGCCAGACACUAUCAGGAGAUUGAAAAAAGCUUAUGCUGACUUGGAUGAGUUAUUGCAAAAAGAGUCCGACUUGGCUGAGGCUGAAGAGUUUACUCAAGCAAAAGAAGCUCUUGCUACUGCAGAACCAGUGAUUGCUUGAGGUGUCCUGAAUUGUGCAUAUUUUCAUCCAUUCUGUAUCACCCGAAAAUGAACAAUUUGUCAGUUGCCUCCUCUCAAUACACAGCUCAUUCCAUAAAAGAUUUUUUUUUUUUUUUUUUAACUUUGGAAUAAUGUGAUUGUGGACUUGAUGAAGCUUGUGUGCAGCCAGAUUAUUUAAUUGAAAUGAGAAAUUUUUGCAGGACAAAAGGAAAACAAUAGGUCUUCAGUGCUCGUGGUGCAGAAAUUGAUCUGUAUAGAUGGAAGAAGGAAAGACCCCUCUAGCACAUGAUAGUAUUGUUACACAGGUUAUGUGCUUUGCAAUGUUAGUUUGUAUUCCUUCGUCCAUGAUGAGUCUAGUCUUCACAUUGUUUCAGGUGUGUGUUAAGCACUUUUUUUUUCGGAGAAAUACGAAAGACAAAAAAAAAGCACAUGAAUACCUUGUGUCAUGUUUCACAUAUUUUCAUACUCAUGGCAGAAGUGGGACAAUUUCUGGAGGGGUUUUGAUACUGUUGGGGAGACUGCAAACUGUGGUACCAAAUCACAACUUGCCUCUUUAAAUGAUUUUUGCUUGUUACCUUUUAUUCCUUUGCACUAAUAAAAGAUGAUUUUUAAAUA
This is a messenger RNA of Aplysia californica (California sea hare), 1270 nucleotides long. RefSeq names its product tubulin-specific chaperone A. Gene Ontology annotation, molecular function: beta-tubulin binding. The coding region runs from base 327 to 656 and encodes 109 amino acids. The record is from RefSeq and is a predicted model, not a curated record. Lineage: Eukaryota; Metazoa; Mollusca; Gastropoda; Aplysiida; Aplysiidae. The transcript has 4 exons. Gene Ontology annotation, cellular component: cytosol; microtubule cytoskeleton. Gene Ontology annotation, biological process: tubulin complex assembly; post-chaperonin tubulin folding pathway.